Molecule: messenger RNA, 1580 nt
Organism: Cuscuta campestris
Lineage: Eukaryota; Viridiplantae; Streptophyta; Magnoliopsida; Solanales; Convolvulaceae
Source: the annotation of a GenBank genome assembly
AACUCCACCCCCAAAAAAAACUGCAGCUCCUGCCCACUAUUCAUCUCACAUGCAUGAUACUCACACCGCUGCUCCGCCUCACACCGCUGCUCCGCCUCACACCGAUGCUCUGCCUCACACCGCUGCUCCGCCUCACACCGAUGCUCCGCCUCACACCGCUGCUCCUCCUCACAGUGUUGUUCCUCCUCUCCCAAGCAGAGAUAAGAACCUGCAAAUGGAAAAUGAAAUAAGGAGCAAAAGGCUCACUAAUUCAGAAAGACAAAGAAUUGUAGAAGCAAUCUUACCGUACACAAAAACAAAAUCAGGUCAGUACACAGCUCAGAAAGGAGCUAUCAGUAAGGUUGCUGCUCAAUUUAAUGUUUCAAGAAGAUCUGUAGGGGAGAUAUGGAGUAGAGCUAGAAAACAAAUGCAGGGGGGUGUUGCCAUUGAUGUGAAUAGUCAGGUUCGAUUGAAGUGUGGAAGGAAAAGGAAGGUGAUAGACAUAGAGUCCAUCCCGAACAUUCCUCUAGCCAAAAGAACAAGCAUUAGGGCCAUGGCUGCUGCCUUAGAAAAAGGGGAAGUGUUGUGGGAUGGAAAAAUUGGAAUAUUUCCAUUUGUUGAAACUGUGGCAGCUAAAAGAAAGAGUAAGAACAGAGAUGCAGGUGUUUUAGAGGUGAAACAACUUCAUAGUGUUACCAAAGAAGUGACUAAACAGAUGUUGGUCACCCAAGUCAUCCCUGCAAUUCAACAGAAAUGGCCACCCAUUUUAGGCAAAAACAUUGUGCUCCAGCAAGAUAAUGCCAGACCUCACAUAUCUGCCACAGAUCCAGAUUUUAUGGAAGCAUCAACUACAAAUGGAUUCAACAUAACCUUAAGUAACCAACCCCCCAACUCUCCAGACCUCAACAUCCUAGAUUUGGGGUUUUUUAGAGCCAUUCAAUCACUGAAAGAUCAGUGUACUCCUAAGAAUGUGACAGAGCUACUAGAAGCAGUAAGGGGUGCUUAUGAAUGCCUAACACCAGAGACUUUAAACAAAGUAUGGUUAAGCUACCAAAAUGUGAUGCAAGAAGUCAUGAAUGAUGAAGGAGGGAACAAAUACAAGCUCCCACAUAUGGCAAAGGACAGGCUGACUAGACAAGGAGCACUACCAGUGUGUUUGGAUGUACCCUACACAUUGAUAGAGAAGGCUGUAAGGGUGCUUGGUCAGGCCAGUGGACAGAGUGAAGAGCCAGUGGUACAUGAGUUCAUAACUGAAGAUGAAGAGAACUUCUCAUCUUCAGAGAUGAACUAAGUGUUUAUCAUAACACAGAAUCUCUUCAUAUUUUGGGAAUGAUUGGGUACAUUUAUCUUUUGCUUUUUGAAUUUUGUAAUUGUAGGUUGUAAAUACUGAAGAGUAGGAAAGUAAGACCUUGACCUUUUUGUUUUCACAUCAAGGCAACCACUCAAUAUGUACCCCAGUCAGUUUUCUUUGACUACCACUCACUCUAUGUACCCUAACAAAAAUCUUGAACAUGCAAUGUAAUUUCCACAAUCAUCAUAGCUGUGUAUGUACUUCUAAUCAUGCAUAGGCUAAAAAAAAUAAAGAAAAACUUCACUUUGUA